Maylandia zebra (zebra mbuna) is the source of this 1964-nucleotide messenger RNA. Lineage: Eukaryota; Metazoa; Chordata; Actinopteri; Cichliformes; Cichlidae. The record is from RefSeq and is a predicted model, not a curated record.
AUGUCGAUACCGUCAUUUGAGUCCCUCUGCUUAAAAGACGAUGACAACUGUCCAUCCCCAACUGAUCUCGACAGCUUUGGCGAUGAGUUUGACAAAGACUUGGAAUCAGAUGGAAAUAAGAUCAACAAGGAGAUGGACACUGCUGAGGUGUACAUGCAGGCCUGCAAGCUGGUAGGUGUGGUGCCGGUCUCUUACUUUAUUCGAAACCUUGACUCUCCAGCUGUGACACUCUCCCACCAUGGGCUCGGACCUUUGGGAUGCAAGGCACUUGCUAUUGCUUUAGUGGAUAUAUCCCACAACCAUCUGAAAUCUGCUGGGGCUGAGUAUGUGGCUAAAAUGUUGCUGGACAGCAUUUCGUUAAAAUCUGUGAAGCUUUCAGCGAUAAUUAUUGUGAUCUUUUUUUUUCAUGAUUGUUUUGAAUGCAUUUUCUUCCCUGCAGGGAAUGGAUUUACUGAUGAUGAUGCUAAAUAUUUUGCAGAUGCUCUGUCAACCAAUUCCAGGAUAAAGGUACUGGAUCUGAGCCAUAAUGAGUUUUGUGGAAAAGGAGGGGAGCAUUUGGGACAGCUGCUGGCAAACAAUGAGGGCCUGGAGGUGCUGGACCUCAGCUGGAAUCAUCUAAGAAUGAAAGGGGCUGUGGCUUUUUGCGCUGGGUUAAAAGUGAAUAUGAUGUUAAAGCACCUUGACUUAUCGUGGAACGGUUUUGGGAACGAAGGUGCUCUGGCAAUGGGAGAAGCCCUCAAAUUCAACACCACCCUGGUGCAUCUCAACCUCAACAAUAACCGCCUGACCAAUGAAGGCGCCAGCAUGCUGUGCAGGGGUCUUGAAUUCAAUGACACACUCAGAGUCCUGACGUUGGCUUAUAACUCUUUGACAGUAGAGGGCGCACUGGCUCUAGUCAACGUGGUGAAGAACUCACCUAAAACUGCCUUGGAGGAGAUCAACAUAUGUAAUGUGCUGGUAAAUGAGCACUUUGUGCAUCUAUUGGAGGUGACGUGUCAGGAGCAUCCUGGUCUGGAUGUACAGUAUGGAGGCGUAGGAGGCUUCAUGGCUAAGAAGCCACCAAAACGUGUUGAUCCAAUGAAAGUCAUUCAGGAUUAUCUGGACCAACGGAAACUGCGGCUGUGGGAUUUCUUUCGAAACAUCGAUAAAGAUGGCAUCAUGAGAGUGUCUGUUACUGACUUCAGGAAAGCAGUUCAGCAAUCAAGCAUUCCCUUGGACCGAUACCAGAUUGAGGAGCUGAUUCAGAGACUUGAUCGGGACAGGACAGGAAUGGUGGACUACAGGGGACUGGCAGAUACAAGGAAACAAAUGAUGAGGGAUCACCGCCGCCAGCUUAGGAAAUUUGAGUCCCGUCAGAAGAAAGAGAAGCAGAAGAGUGACCGCAUUCUCAAAACCUUCCAAAGUGCUGUGGAGGCGGUGACACCUCACAGCUCCAUAGUCAUGUCUCCAGGAGGUGCCAAAGAAGACUCGAGUGGCCCUCAACACUUUUCCGCCACCCCUCUCAGCUCUUGGCACCACAUUGUCAUGUCCAACAGCAGCCGCUACUCUGUCACUAACAUGAGCAACAUCCACCUGCCCAUGUUAAGAGGCGCCACGCCUUACCGUCCCACCAGCUCCUCCGGGAUGCGUUCGUACUCCCAGCCAAACCUGUCGGCCGAUUCCCCUCGCUCUGCUCCAGACAAGUCCAUCUCUGCUCAGGGCGUUCGCUCAGAUCCAGAGAUGAGCCACAGCAAGCUAAGCCCCACUGCUAACAGCCUGACGAGAUCCAGGCCCGCUCUCAAUGUAAAGCAGUCAGAGGGUAAAAGUAAAGUCAAAGCCAAGAAAAUGAAGAAAAAGAAACCGAAGAAGAAUGCAGACAAAGCUUCAAAGAACCCUGCAGUAACGGUCAAGUGACAUGAACACUGUAUAAUGCUGUAUUACGUGAUAUAUUAUACAUGUGAUUUGUUUUUCCCUUGGUUAUUAUG